Messenger RNA from Seminavis robusta, 2286 nucleotides. NCBI's taxonomy places the organism in Eukaryota, Bacillariophyta, Bacillariophyceae, Naviculales, Naviculaceae. The record is from the annotation of a GenBank genome assembly.
AUGAGCGGAGCAUCAGCACCAACAUCGAACUGGGAUGGAGCAGCCAUGACACAGACUGACAUGAUGGAGAAGGACACUGUUUUGGUUUUGGACCAUGACGAUAACUUGAUCGGAUCAGAGUCCAAGCGAGGUUCCCAUGAAUUUAACAAGAAGCAACCCCGUGGUGUUUUGCACAGAGCCUUUUCUGUCUUUAUCUUUGAUGAAUCCACCGGAGAACUACUCUUGCAGCAGAGGGCAUCCACCAAGAUUACCUUCCCCAAUGUUUGGACCAACACUUGCUGUUCGCACCCACUUCAUGGAAUGGAGCCAGCUGAGGUUGACAAACCGGAAGAUGUAGCCAACGGAACCGUCAUGGGUGUCAAGCAUGCCGCCAUUCGCAAACUGUACCAUGAAUUGGGUAUCCCCAGCAGCGAACUGCCCAUUGAAAAUUUCAAGUUCUUGACACGCUUGCAUUAUUGGGCCGCGGAUACCGUCACUCAUGGAGCCAAGAGCCCAUGGGGAGAACACGAGAUUGACUACGUCUUGUUUUUGUGUGUCCCCAACAAGUCGGCCAUCACUGUCAAGCCUCAUCCAGAUGAGGUGGAUGCCAUCAAGUGGGUCACCAAAGACGCCUUGUUGGAAAUGUUCCAAGACAAAUCACUCCUCUUUUCUCCAUGGUUCCGUCUCAUUGCCAAAAAAUGGAUGGUCAACAAAGGAGGUUGGUGGGAAGACCUCAAGGAAACCAUGACCACCGACAAACACUGUGACUUUGACAACAUUCAGCGAUUUGACCCACCCAGUGAACAUUUGGGUGGAGAAGGAGAAGCGGGGCCACUCUUUGACACGGGAGACAAAUCCAAAAAGCAAGGUGCCUACGGAAAGAUCAAGAUUCACACCGAGUCAAAACUGGCGCAGCUCAGCCACUUGGAUGAAGUCUUUGCUGCAUUCACCUUUAUGUAUGUGAAUCCAUUAAAGUCCAACUUGGACACCGAUUAUAUUCGCAAGACCUUUUCACAGGAAGAUUUGGCGUUCUGCGAUGAAGUCUUGGUCAAAGUAUCCCGUAGUUUUGCCGCCGUCAUUCGUCAGCUUCCCAGCGCCAUGUUGGUGGACAUUAUGAUCUUUUACCUGGUUUUGCGAGCAUUGGAUACCGUCGAGGACGACACCACUGCCUUUGAUAGCCACGAAACCAAAAUCAAAGAGCUGAAAACCUUCCGUGAACGCGCAUUGGUCGAUCCUAACUGGAGCAUGGAUGGAGUGGGUGAAGGAGACGAAUUGCUCUUGUUGCAGCAGUUUCCAAAGUGCCACCGUGUCUAUGCUGCGUUAAACCCAAAGUCGCGAGAAAUUAUCGAUGACAUUACCCAAAGAAUGGCAGACGGCAUGGCAGAGUUUGUUGGCAAAGACUUGGGACAAGGAACCAAGGAUAUUUCCGAGUACAACCGAUACUGCCACUUUGUUGCUGGAUUGGUCGGCGAGGGUUUGAGUCGUCUUUUUGCUCAAUCUGGCCUGGAGCAGGAGUCCUUUGGCAAGGAAGUCAAGUUGAGUGAUCAGAUGGGUCUCUUCUUGCAAAAGACAAACAUUAUCCGUGACUACUUGGAGGAUUAUGUGGAUGGACGGGCAUUCUGGCCCCAAAGUGUGUGGAAGAAGUACUCCAAAACAGGAGACCUUGGUUAUUUUGCAAGGCAAACGGACAAAGAUGCCCAGGUCAAGGCUCUGGAAUGCGUGAACGAUCUUGUCACUGAUGCUCUCGAGUUGGUUCCCGAUUGCUUGGUUUACAUGUCCAAACUUCAAUGCGCGGAAAUCUUUAGGUUCUGUGCUAUCCCUCAGGUCAUGGCCAUUGCGACUCUGGACAAAUGCUACGCCAACCCCAAUGUUUUCACAGGAGUUGUCAAAAUCCGCAAGGGAACCUCUUGUAAGCUCAUCCUCCGAACCAACAACCUUGACGAAGUUCACGAAACAUUUUACAUUUUCUCCAAGGCAAUCAUUUCCAAGGCAAAGAAGCAACAAGCUGCCGGAGUCGUCGACCCUUCAUACGCACGCACUAUGAAGGCUUGCGAUACAAUCCUGGAAUGGACUCAAGCUGGUUACAACCGUCAGACCCGGGCCCGACGUGUCCCCUUGAUCCUCAGUGGAGGACUAUUGGCAGCUGCUGGCAUGGUCGCUUUUGGAUCAUCGUCCUCGUCGAGCGACACGAAGGGCGCCAUUGGGGCUGCCUUGGUGGGAACUGCUGGUCUUGUGUACACAUUUGGCUCUAGCGCCCUGCGCUCUGGAUCUGGCUUGAAGACCGCCGAUGAGUUGUCCAAGAAGUAA